GUACACCCACGGCGGGGCGAGCGGGCACAACUGGGAGCACAGGCGGCCCAGGCAGAGUUCUCUGGAAAGAGGCCCUGACUGCUGGCAGUAGAGGGAGCCUGGGGCGAGGGACCGGGGUCUGUGGAGAGCCGGUUCCAGCUGUUGCAUCACAAAGAUCCUGCCUCUGUCUCGCGGAGGGACAGCCAGGUGGCUUCCAGCUUCUUCCAGGCGUCUCCGCUAGACCCGCACAUCACAGAGCUGGAACGGGAUGUCCUUGCUGUCAAAUCCUCCGAGGCAGCUCCUGCCUGGAUUUCCCCUCAUCUAGGACCGUCCUGAGAACCUCUGGGCGUACGUUCCGGGCUGGUGGCAGCGCUAGGCUGAGCCUGUCGACUUAACUUCCCAAAGUUGCUUUGAUUCGCGGAGGAAAAAGAACGAGAGGCUUUUGGCCCGCCGAGGCGCCCGUAGCGAGGGGGCGGGGCCCGGAAGGAAGCAGGAUGGCGGCGCCCGACAGUGACAGCGAUGAGGACCUGGUCAGCUAUGGGACGGGCCUGGAGCCUCUGGAAGAAGGUGAAAGGCCAAAGAAACCAAUUCCUCUUCAGGAUCAGACUGUCAGAGAUGAAAAAGGAAGGUAUAAGCGAUUUCACGGAGCCUUUAGUGGAGGAUUCUCUGCUGGGUACUUCAAUACUGUUGGCUCAAAAGAAGGAUGGACCCCUUCUACAUUUGUGUCUUCACGACAGAACCGAGCAGACAAAUCUGUCCUUGGUCCUGAAGAUUUUAUGGAUGAAGAGGACCUCAGUGAAUUUGGGAUAGCACCUAAGGCGAUUGUUACCACAGACGAUUUUGCAUCCAAAACCAAAGAUCGCAUACGAGAAAAGGCCAGGCAGCUGGCAGCCGCUACUGCCCCUAUUCCUGGAGCCACUCUGCUUGAUGACUUCAUAACGCCUGCAAAAGUAUCUAUUGGUUUUGAAUUGCUAAGAAAAAUGGGUUGGAAGGAAGGACAAGGAGUUGGUCCUCGAGUAAAGAGAAGGCCACGCCGACAGAAACCUGAUCCGGGAGUAAAAAUCUAUGGCUGUGCACUACCUCCUGGAGGCUCUGAAGGAUCCGAGGAUGAAGAUGAUGACUACUUGCCUGAUAAUGUGACCUUUGCACCCAAAGAUGUCACACCUGUGGAUUUUACACCUAAAGACAAUGUACAUGGACUGGCUUACAAGGGUCUGGAUCCCCGUCAAGCUCUGUUUGGAACUUCAGGAGAACAUUUUAACCUUUUUGGUGCAGGACCUGAGGAGAGCAGCAAUCUUCUUGAAGAUGUCGGACUGAAUAAAGGAAGAAAAUUGGGCAUUUCGGGCCAGGCUUUUGGAGUAGGUGCUCUGGAAGAGGAAGAUGAUGAUAUCUAUGCCUUAGAAACUCUCUCCAAGUAUGACACGGUUUUGAAGGACGAGGAGCCUGGAGAUGGACUGUAUGGCUGGACAGCCCCCAAGCAGUACAGAAAUCAGAAAGAACCAGAGAAAGAUCUUCGGUAUGUUGGCAAAAUUUUGGAUGGAUUUUCCCUGGCUUCUAAACCUUUAUCUUCUAAGAAAACUUACCCACCCCCUGAACUGCCAAGGAACUAUCGACCUGUGCAUUAUUUCAGACCUGUGGUAGCUGCAACGUCCGAGAACUCCCACUUACGUCAGGUAUUAUCGGAGUCAGCGGGAAAGGCCACACAUGAUCCAGGGACACAUAGUAGGCACCAGCUGAAUGCCUCCAAGCGGGGGGAGUUGCUUGGAGAGACGCCUGUUCAAGGUUUGGCUACUUCGGUGUUAGAGUUUCUUUCCCAAAAAGAUAAAGAGCGAAUCAAGGAAAUGAAGCAGGCCACAGACCUUAAAGCAGCGCAGCUCAAGGCCAGGAACCUGGCCCAGAUGGCCUCGAGCAGCCGACCCCAGCCCUUCUCUCCAGAUAUGGGACUCAGCUCUCGGUGCAUGGCAUUGGGUGGUGGGACAGCCACUGCCACAGCUAGCAACUUCAGACCUUUUGCAAAAGAUCCAGAGAAGCAAAAACGAUACGAAGAGUUCUUAGUACAUAUGAAACAGGGCCAGAAAGAUGCUCUGGAACAAUGCCUGGAUCCCAGCAUGACGGAAUGGGAGCGAGGCAGGGAGCGGGAUGAGUUUGCUCGGGCAGCCCUGCUGUACGUGUCUCCCCAUUCGACCUUGUCAUCCAGGUUUACUCAUGCCAAGGAGGAGGACGACUCAGACCAAGUUGAAGUCCCUCGAGACCAAGAGAAUGAUGUCAAUGACAAGCAGUCAGCUGUGAAGAUGAAGAUGUUUGGGAAGCUCACCCGAGACACAUUUGAGUGGCACCCUGACAAGUUGCUGUGUAAGAGGUUUAACGUCCCUGACCCUUACCCAGAUUCAACUGUGGUUGGCUUACCAAGAGUAAAACGGGAUAAAUUCUCAGUCUUCAACUUUCUGACACUCCCGGAAACAGCUUCCCCGUCCACAACUCGGGCAGCAAGUGAAAAAGUGCCACAGCACCGAGGUCCCGACAAAUCAAGAAAACCAUCCAGAUGGGAUACAGCUAAACAAGAAGAGAAAGAAGAUUCCAUCAGUGAAUUUUUAAGUUUGGCGAGGUCAAAAGUUGGUCCACCUAAACCAGAGUCCAGUCCCUUAGUAAAGAAAGAGGAGGAGCAAGUGCCAGAAUCACUCUCAGAUAAGACGGUAAACAAAGGCGUGGAUUCACAGACCGAGGAGGAGAGCAGCCGCCCGUCCAUGGACUUAUUCAGGGCCAUCUUUGCUAGUUCCUCCGAUGAAAAGUCCUCCUCCUCCGAAGAUGAGCAGGGUGACAGCGAGGACGAUCAGCCAGAUGCUGGGGAGGCCAGCUUCAAAGAUUCCCAAGAAGCUGACAUGGGGGAGACACCGUCAGUGGCUCAUGCUAAUGAGCCAGCGCCCUGUGAGCCCGCACCUCCCUUCCCAAUACAGAAGCUGCAGAUAGAUGAGAGAGAAGAGUUCGGCCCGCGGCUGCCUCCGGUCUUCUGCCCUAAUGCUCGACAGAAACCUGAGGUACCUCAAAAAGAGAAACAUAAAAAGAACAAAGAAAAACACAAGACCAAGAAAGAGCACAGCAGAAGAAAGAAAGAGAAGAAAAAGAAACAUAAGAAGCACAAACACAAAGGCAAGCAAAAGAACAAAAGAUCAGAGAAAAGUAGCACUUCAGAGAGUUCCGACAGCAGCGACAGCCGGAGUGAUGAAGAUGGGACUGCAGACAUGUCACCCCAGGAACUGCUGAGACGGUUAAAACGUCUUCCGCUCAGGAGGCAGUGAUUUCAUUCUGCCUCGGCCUGUCCCAGUAUCAGCUCUCCUCUGUGAUGGAAGCUCAUUGAUUGUUCAGUUAAUACAUUGUACAGAUUGUAUUUAUAUGUAAA
This is a messenger RNA of Tupaia belangeri chinensis (Chinese tree shrew), 3376 nucleotides long. It is a transcript of the gene GPATCH1, whose product is annotated as G-patch domain containing 1. Gene Ontology annotation, biological process: mRNA processing. The record is from RefSeq and is a predicted model, not a curated record. Gene Ontology annotation, molecular function: RNA binding. Gene Ontology annotation, cellular component: nucleus. The coding region runs from base 474 to 3275 and encodes 933 amino acids. The transcript has 20 exons. Lineage: Eukaryota; Metazoa; Chordata; Mammalia; Scandentia; Tupaiidae.